Molecule: messenger RNA, 1044 nt
Organism: Ceratitis capitata (Mediterranean fruit fly)
Lineage: Eukaryota; Metazoa; Arthropoda; Insecta; Diptera; Tephritidae
Product: phospholipase A1-like
Exons: 2
Coding region: 1-1044 (347 amino acids)
Biological process (GO): lipid metabolic process
Molecular function (GO): lipase activity
Source: RefSeq, a predicted model, not a curated record
AUGAAGGUUCUCGUGCUUCUGGCAAUUUUCGCGCUGACAGCUACGGCUGCACCUUUGAAUGAUGACGACAAUGGUCGUGUGAAUGGUGAGAAUGGCUGGUAUGUACCAAAAGGCGAUGGUUCCUACGACUGGAUAACCAUUGAGGAGGGUGAAAACCUUUUGGCCGACUUGGAGAAGAAAGAAGAACUUGAAGCGCGCGCACUCAGCGUCUCACCCGUCACCUACUAUCUCUAUACGACGAAUAAUCACUAUGACGCGCAAACGAUCACUGCCAGUGAGAAAUCCAUCUCUGCUUCACACUUCGAUGCACGUCAUCCAACACGCUUCCUCAUACACGGUUGGACUCAGGGCUAUGAAGCCGAUAUGAACGUAAUGAUCCGUGAUGCUUGGCUAAGUCGUGGCGACUACAAUAUCAUUGUUGUUGAUUGGGGUCGCGCACGUUCCAUUGAUUAUGCUUCAUCCGUUAUCGCCGUGCCCGGUGUGGGUAAGAAGAUUGCCAGCAUGAUUGACUACAUGUCACGCAACCAGAGCAUGAGUUUGAAUACUUUGGAAGUGAUCGGCCACAGUUUGGGCGCACAAGCAGCCGGUUAUGUGGGCAAGAAUGUGGGCGCUGGUAAAAUCCACACAAUUGUCGGUUUGGACCCCGCACUGCCGCUCUUCAGCUGGAACAAACCCAACAAGCGUCUCAACAGCAAUGAUGCCCAAUAUGUCGAAUCGAUUCAAACUAAUGGCGGUAAAUUGGGUUUCUUGAAACCAAUUGGCAAGGGCGCUUUCUACCCUAACGGUGGCAAGACACAACCCGGCUGUGGCGUUGACUUGACCGGCUCAUGCAGUCAUGGUCGUUCCUGUAUUUACUACGCAGAGGCUGUGCGUGAAAAUAACUUUCCCUCCAUGCGUUGCGGUGAUUACGAAGAUGCCGUCAGCAAGAGUUGCGGUGGCACAUACAGUGGCGUGAAAAUGGGCGCUGUUUAUAAUUAUGAACUCGCCAAUGGUGAUUAUUAUGUGCCAGUGCGUAGUACUGCUCCCUAUGGUUAUGGAAGUUAA